UGGCGCCACAUAGCCCAAGAUGAGCCACAAAGCCGUCUCCUCAUCUCCACCACCAAGGUCGGAAGGAGAAGAAGGGAGGAGCCCAGCUGCCAAGCAGAGAGCACUAGCGCGAGCUCAUAGCCAUGGCGCACCAGGUCGCCGCCAACCAGCCGCCGCUGCUCUCCUCCCCCGCCCGCCACCCACGAACCGGCAGCGGCAGCAGCAAUGCGAAGCUCCUCCUCCUCCAGCCACCGUUUCUUGGCCGGAGCCUGAGGCUACGUGGCGCGCGGAUGCCCGUCGCGAGAGCGUCGUCGGCGCAGGCGGAGCCCAAGUCGGAGGGCGGGGAGGGGGGAGGCGAGGCAGAGGAGGAGGACCGCCCGUACGAGGAGUACGAGGUGACGAUCGUGAAGCCGUACGGGCUCAAGUUCGCCAAGGGCCGCAACGGUGGCACCUACGUCGAGGCCAUCUUCCCCGGCGCCGCCGCCGAGAAGACCGGCCAGUUCACCGUCGGCGACAAGGUGCUCGCCACCAGCGCCGUCUUCGGAGAGGAGAUCUGGCCGGCGGCAGGGUACGGCCAGACCAUGUACUGCAUCCGCCAGAGAGUCGGCCCUCUCUACAUGAAGAUGGAAAGAAGAUUUGGUAAGUGGGACGGUGCUGGUGAGCUCACCGAGAAGGAGAUCAUAAGAGCUGAGAGGAACUCUGGAGUGAUCAGCAACAGGGUGAGGGAGAUCCAGUUACAAAAUUACCAAAGGAAGAUGGAGCAGAAGAUGCAGAGGGAAGAGGAUCUUCGCAUGGGACUCAGGCUGUACAAGGAUGGGAAAUAUGAGGAGGCACUGGAAAAGUUCGAGUCGGUUUUGGGAUCGAAACCGGAGAGCAAUGAGGCUUCCAUAGCCAGCUACAAUGUUGCCUGUAGCUAUUCGAAACUCGACAGGGUACAAGCUGGCCUUUCUGCACUGGAAGACGCCCUAAAAGCAGGCUAUGAAGAUUUCAAGAGGAUUCGCACCGACACGGAUCUCGAAAACUUGAGGAAAGCAGAGGAAUUCGAACCCCUGCUGAAGAACUACGACGAGUCGUUCAUCAACGAGAACGCCAUCAAUGCCAUCAAAUCCUUGUUCGGAUUCGGUAAGAAGUGAGCAAUUGAAACAUGGUGGUAGCAGUAGCAGACAAUCCUCUUUUCUCUGGUCCUGCAGUUCGCAUACCGCAGAUGCCUACUGGGCUAAGCACACGGCCAAGCAGUUCAGUUCUCCUCUGUGUGAUCAGUUUGCAGUUCACACCUGUAGUUUAGUUAUUCUUGGUGAGACAUGAGGAUUAUCUCCAGGAGAGGUUUUCAGUACACCUUGUAGUUAACCAUUUGAUGGAGAAAUACUAUGUACGUCCAAAUGACAAAUCUGGGUAUGUAAAGGAUAUAUUCCAUA
This is a messenger RNA of Phragmites australis (common reed), 1394 nucleotides long. Its product is annotated as protein MET1, chloroplastic-like. Gene Ontology annotation, molecular function: protein binding. The transcript has 7 exons. The coding region runs from base 123 to 1112 and encodes 329 amino acids. NCBI's taxonomy places the organism in Eukaryota, Viridiplantae, Streptophyta, Magnoliopsida, Poales, Poaceae. The record is from RefSeq and is a predicted model, not a curated record.